UUAGUUAAAUUCUAAGCCUACGACAGGGUAGGCUUAGGAGAGGAAAUGGUGAUGUGGCAGAAUUUCAUUAGGCUGAAAGCAACCAUAAUGAGCCCGUGAAUUUGAUAAAUCCAACGGCCGAUCGCCCGGGUCUCUUCAUUUACUUCGUUCUCUACUUUCUCGCCCUCUGCUUCUGCUUCCCUUCUUUCAUUUCCCCAUAUUACCUGUUUUCUCUUUUUUCUCAUCUUUCCCCCCAACUCUUGUCAAAUGAUAGAAAGGAAACAUGACAGUAAUUCAAGCCAAGUGAUAAAAAGUUUCAGCCUGCUGUUACUGUCUCUGGUUUCUUUUGACCGUUUUUUAAAACUCUGUUUCUUAAUUCGUUGCUCCUCUACUUUGCAUUCAUUCUCUGUUUUCAGUGACAUGGGUUUUCAACCUUGUUUUUAUAAUUGAACUUUUCCUUUUAAUUGGAUGCAAUGUGAUUUAGUUAUAAAGCUGGUCUGAUGAAGCUAAAUAUAUGCCGUUUUUGUUAUGACUUUUGAAGCACCUCUAUUGAUCGGAGAUGGGAAAGAAAGGGAGUGGAUGGUUCUCUACGGUGAAGAAAGUGUUCAAGUCUUCAUCUAAGGACUUGCCCGAGAAAAAGGAAGAGAGUGUUGAGAAAUGGCCGAAUGAGGCCCCGGAAGUAGUGUCAUUUGAACAUUUUCCGGCAGAGAGUUCACCAGACAUCACUAAGGAUGAGAGUGAAACGUCAACUCCGAACAAAGAUAGGGACCACGCCAUUGCUGUGGCCUUGGCAACCGCUGCUGCAGCAGAAGCUGCUGUUGCUGCUGCUCAAGCAGCGGCUAAAGUUGUUCGAUUGGCUGGUUAUAGACGCCACUCUAUGGAAGAAAGAGCUGCAACUCUUAUACAGUCGUAUUAUAGAGGCUACCUGGCUCGGAGUGCUUUGCGAGCUUUGAAGGGAUUGGUGAGAUUACAGGCACUAGUGAGAGGCUAUAAUGUGCGGAAACAAGCUCAGAACACAAUGCGGUGCAUGCAAGCAUUGGUACGGGUGCAGGCAAGAGUUCGAGCUCGUAGGUUGCAACUAACUCAAGAGAAGCUUCAAAAGAGAGUGGAUGAUGACGAAGAUGACAACGAAGAAGAAAAAAGGGGAAUGGAAGAACUCAAACUUGAACGAAAGCCGAAGAGCCCGUUGAACAAAUAUGACAGUUGGGACGGUGAGAAUGUCAAUGGAUGUGCUUCAAAGAAACAUGAUGCUGUUAUGAGAAGAGAACGAGCCCUUGCUUAUGCCUAUAGCUAUCAGCACAAUGGCAAGGAUGGUGGAGUGUAUCUCAAUGAACGUGAGAAGGCGCAAUGGGGUUGGAAUUGGCUCGAGUGUUGGAUGUCGUCGCAACCAUACCCUGCCCGUCAAUUGGGAUUACAGGAGGGUGCUUACAUGGCUCUACCCCGCGCUACUACAACCACCGAUAACAUGUCGGAGAAGACUGUUGAAAUGGACGUUGUGACACCAAUAAAAUCUGGCUCAUACCUAACUCAGCAGCAGCUGCAAUCAGACUCUAGUAGUGUCCCUAGCUAUAUGGUCACUACCCAAUCUGCCAAGGCCAAAGUGCGAAGUCAAGGCUCAGCCAAGCAGCAACGUGGACCUUAUGUACCCGAAUGGAAUUCAUCGACGAAGAAAGCCUCGGGUUGUGAUUCCUCAACUUCGGGUGGGGGACCAACAAUCUACCAGGCCCCAAGAAGCCCUGGCCCAAAGAGUAAUGGUGCCCGUGUACCGUCUAGACGUCUAAGAGGCUGUAGUCCUGAUGCUGGCGCUGGUGGCGAGGAUUGGAGGUUGCCUGUUGGAAGUCGGGGAUGGUGAAUGAAUGACUUCGAUUGAUUGUGUUUGAGUACUUCCUCUAUAAGUGUGAAAUUAACUCUUCUUAAAUGUAAACAUGGUUCAACCCCAUGUGUUGGCUUGUUCGGCAGGGUAUUUACUUUCAUAAGUGUAAUUUAAGUUUGACUUGCACUAAUCACAUUGCUAUUAAAAUUUUACUGUCCUCUUAAAAUUCACCAAAAA
Molecule: messenger RNA, 2029 nt
Organism: Gossypium arboreum
Lineage: Eukaryota; Viridiplantae; Streptophyta; Magnoliopsida; Malvales; Malvaceae
Product: protein IQ-DOMAIN 21-like
Exons: 4
Coding region: 539-1831 (430 amino acids)
Molecular function (GO): protein binding
Source: RefSeq, a predicted model, not a curated record